UCGAGCCUGCCGAGAGGAUCUUUGAUGGUUUCAACUUAAAAGGAAAACUUUUCUUUUUAUUCGCUCACUAAAAGAAUCACUUUUUUAUACAUAGGUUUUUUUCAGAGGAUGAAAUUAACUUUGUGGUUAGAUUACUUUUGGAUAUGUGUGACAAAUAUUAAUCAAUUUUCUUGGAGGAAACAACCUAAACUUGGCGCCGUGCAUUUCAUUAGAGCUAAAUUCGCCAUUUUUCUUUUUACUGAAAAAAGCCCUCAAAGUGCAAGGACUGGAUUUUCAAAACACUUUGAUGUCUUUGACUGAAAAUAAGAGUUUUAGCUUUUUUGUUGCAUAACUGUUUUCAUAUUUUAAGGCCUACAGUGCGCGAUGGGUCUGCGUGUGAAUGAGGACAGUGUGUGUUGCCCGUGGGCCUAACGUUACUGUGUUGUUUUGUAACACCAGAAACUCCUGUAGGCUGUUAUUAUUAAAGAAUAAAUUAAAACCUGUGUGCUAAAGCUACUUCUAGGACAAUCAGAAGCAAAAAAACAUUUCACUAACUUAUUUAGGAGGGAUUGUGCUUUUAAAAAUACUUGUACUUAAAUGUUUAAUAUCUUCUUAAACACCAGAAAUAGCUGAGGAGGCCUUGGCUGACAGACGUCUCAUAAUGUUACAGAGGAUCUGAUAUAGUUUGAGUUUGCAUCCAUAAUUUAGCUUUAAAUUUGUUAAUAGUCUUAGUUAUAAAUGGGAAUAACUGUAUUAUUAAUAAUCUAUAUUAUUGAAAUAGGGCACUUGUUCCUAACAUGAUGAUUGUGAUCUAAUAUUAUUAUUAUUGUUGUGUAUUUAAAAGAACUUAAAGUGUCUAAAUGUAACUGCAGUGAUGCUGUUUCAUGCAUCAGUGACAACUGCCUGCCACUAUGACCCACAGUGGUAAUAUUUAGUCAGAUCCACCAGAGUAGAGUUGUUGAAAUCAUAAACAUCACCUAGAUGUCUCUGGCCUUUUCAUACCUUCAUGCCAGCUCUCUACCUGCAGGCAUUGGUUGGAGAAGUUGAGCAGAAUUUGUAACUAAAUGUAAUUAAAAAAAUAAAUACAUAUCAACUUUGAUAAGAUGAGGCAGACAGGGUCAAACAUCUUCAUCCUGGGUGCCUCUUUACUUUACACCUUUACCCAUGAAGGUUUGCGUCUGUGUGACAUCACAGAUUAGAGGCAGGACAAAUGGGUUUGUUUUAUUUGGCAGGGAGAUCUGGCAGACAGGAGUUAAUGGCAAGUAGAGAAACCACAACAGAAAUAUAGAGGAGUUAUUUCAUGUUGUUAAUUCGUUUCCAAGACGUACAGACGAUUUCACAGCUUAGAAUAUUCCUGAUUAAUAUUUCCAUAUUGAUUAACAAUGUUAGUUUGAUUCAAGCAAACUGAAUGGUGAAUGAACAAAAACAGGAAAAACAAGAACUAGUAUGAGGCUACAGCAUUAUAACUAACCUCUUCUAAGACCUUUCCUGAAGGUGUGACAUUAUACUGAUACCGUGCAUUGUACAACAAGUGCAAGUUGACACAUUCAGAGCCUCUCUUGUGAUUGGCUGAGUUUGAAGAGAUGUUGUGACAACACUUUGUGUUUAACUGGUCUGUGACUUAAGUGGGCCAACAGAGUGGAGAGACACACCCAUGUAAACACACAAGACAGACAUAAAAAGGGGCUAUAGAAUAUACAUUUUUAAUUAUUUUUUGAUAACUUAUUUGAUAUGGAAAAUGUCCAAAAUAAUGACAAAUGACCAGCUCAUUUUAAAUAUCAGAAUGAAGAGGAAAGCAAGCACAUUUAAGUAUAAUGUGACGCUAAAACCAGCAGAUACAUUUACUGUAUCUAGUCUAUGUCCACUUGAAUUAAAAUGUUUAUGCAUGUCUUCCAGUAAGCGUCUGGUGGUGGUGGUCCCCAACGAGAGCUCCUAUCCUGCAGUGCGGCGAGCUUACACCAGUGAGGACGAGGCAUGGAGGUCGUACCUGGAGAACCCGCUGACAGCCGCCACCAAGGCCAUGAUGAGCAUCAACGGGGACGAGGACAGCGCCAACGCCCUGGGCCUGCUCUACGACUACUACAAGGUGCCUAAAGAAAAGAGGCUUCUGCCAGUUCCCAAAGUUCUUGAAAUUACAGAGGAACAAGAGAAGAGGUCUGCAUUGGUGAGCAACCCCAGCAGCCAAAGUGAGGUGGAGAUGGUGGACAACCGUGUUCAAGUCCUCAAAUCUGUUCCUGUCAACCUGUCUCUGAACACGGAGCACCAGGAGACCAAACGGGAAGACUUCAGCAGCUCGACCGAGGUGGCAUCAGGGGAUGGAGGCUCGCCAGCUGUGGCCGUGGUGAAGGCCGAGGUGUACGCGCCCGUCUUCAUGACGGGAGCAGGGCUUCACUACAGGGUGGAGGCAGAAGAGUCGUCGCGGGUGAUCUACGAACAGAGUCCGUAUGAGGUGACCACUGUCAGUCACAGUUCGUAUGUGAAAGUCGACCAGCAGAGUCCGCCUGACAGCCCGUACGAAGAGGAGAGAGACGCGCGUUCUCAACAGAAGUACCACACACCUUCCUCUCUGGCUACAGAUGACUUCUUAUUUCACCAGGAAGGAGUUGACAGCUUCCAGUACACGCUGGACGCCACUCGCUCGCUGCGUCAGAAGCAGGGUGAGGGGCCGAUGACCUACCUGAACAAAGGCCAGUUCUACGCGGUGACGCUCAACGAGCUCAGUUCCAACAAACGCCUCCGUCACCCCAUCAGCAAAGUUCGGAGUGUGAUCAUGGUGGUGUUCAGUGAAGACAAGAACCGAGACGAGCAGCUGAAGUACUGGAAGUACUGGCACUCUCGGCAACACACGGCCAAACAGAGAGUCUUAGACAUUGCUGAUUACAAGGAGAGCUUCAACACGAUUGGCAACAUUGAAGAAAUCGCCUACAACGCCAUCUCCUUCACCUGGGACGUGAAUGAAGAGGCCAAGAUCUUCAUCACAGUCAACUGUCUGAGUACAGACUUCUCUUCUCAGAAGGGGGUCAAGGGUCUUCCUCUGAUGAUCCAGAUCGACACGUACAGCUACAACAACCGCAGCAACAAGCCGCUGCACAGGGCCUACUCACAGAUCAAGGUCUUCUGUGACAAGGGAGCAGAGAGGAAAAUAAGGGACGAGGAGAGAAAACUGUUCCGCAAAAAGUCAAAAGGUAAAGAUGGAGGUGUAGGGGUGAUAACCGCUCCCAAGAAGUCCGACACCACUUAUUUCAAGACUAUGAGCGACUUGGAGGCUCAACCCGUACUCUUCAUCCCCGACGUUCACUUUGGCAACCUGCAGAGGGCCGGACAGGUGUUUACCUUCAACACAGAGGAGAUUGAGAGAGAAGGGAGUGUGCUGGUGAAGAGGAUGUUCAGGUCGCCAGAUGAAGAUCUGUGUCCGUCACCUCAAAAACAGAUCAAAGAGGAGACGCACAAGAAAGUGCUGUUGUACGUAAGAAAGGAGACGGACGAGGUGUUUGACGCUCUAAUGUUGAAGAAUCCCACACUCAGAGGCCUGAUGGAUGCUAUAUCAGAGAAGUACGGCGUGGCCACAGAGAGGAUAGCCAAAGUGUACAAGAAAAGUAAAAAAGGGAUCCUGGUGAACAUGGACGAUAACAUCAUUGAGCAUUACUCCAACGAAGACACCUUCAUCCUCAAUAUUGAGAGCUACGCAGACGCCUACAAGAUCACACUGACAGAGAUCUGACUGCUCAUCAGCCGACUCGAAGGACCGCAAGUUGAGACGAAAGAGACGCUGUGACUGCUGGUUGGCUGAAAUCUACGAGGCUGCUAUUGAUUGGCUGAUAAGCUGACUGACAGUAUUGGAGAUGUUGGCGUUGCUCCAACGCUCUGAGGUCAACGUCGACACAUUUCAUUCCUCUCUGACACUGUUACACUAUGAAGCAAGUCAUAUGGAGGACGACGACCCUAUAAAGAGAGGACAUUAUAGAAAUUCUAUGAACUGGUUAUAUUUACAUCCUCAUUGUACUCAUCCUCUAUGUUGUGAGGUGAAAUGAUGUAGUACAGAUCCAUGGCCUCCACUUUUGCUAAAUAUUUUUAUUGUAUAAAAAAGUUGUACUUUUCUGUACAGUCCUGUGUUUCUGCCAAAUUACCCAUCAGGAGUAGCCUCAUGAAAUACCUGAUGCACUGUAUGUAGCUUGAAUUAGUUGGGUCUAAUUAACGUAGCUUCUUUGCCUGCCAGCCUUUGUUUGUGUUAGUUGUGUUAUUAUUUAUUAAUGACAAUGUUUUUCAUUUCUUUAGCAAUUUAUCCAAGGAUUUCAAGUACUUACAUUUCAGUGACUUUGUUUAGUCGUCCUCUCUAAGAGUACUCAAGGAGUUUUCAAUGGCUUAUCUCUAUUUUUCAGCCAUGUUGUACUAUUUACAUGUUGACAAAUUUGUAGGACCUAACAUGAAAUGGUAAUGACAAAAAAAUAAAUACUGUAAACAACGUUUGUUUUGGUGACAAAUGGAA
Molecule: messenger RNA, 4465 nt
Organism: Perca fluviatilis (European perch)
Lineage: Eukaryota; Metazoa; Chordata; Actinopteri; Perciformes; Percidae
Gene: grhl2b
Product: grainyhead-like transcription factor 2b
Exons: 15
Coding region: 1718-3700 (660 amino acids)
Biological process (GO): neural tube development; brain development; regulation of transcription by RNA polymerase II
Cellular component (GO): nucleus
Molecular function (GO): DNA-binding transcription activator activity, RNA polymerase II-specific; RNA polymerase II cis-regulatory region sequence-specific DNA binding
Source: RefSeq, a predicted model, not a curated record